This is a messenger RNA of Didymodactylos carnosus, 3414 nucleotides long. The record is from the annotation of a GenBank genome assembly. NCBI's taxonomy places the organism in Eukaryota, Metazoa, Rotifera, Eurotatoria, Philodinida, Philodinidae.
AUGGAUCCGAUCACUAGAGCGCAUCGAGAUAGUUCAUAUCCUAGUGAUAUUAAUAUUGAUCAUGCACAAUUUCAGGUUUUUUUACUUCAUGUUUUAUUUGAAAAAGAUUAUCCAUUAGAAUUUAUUAACGACGAAUUUGUCGAGUUUUUAUUUUGGUUAUUUGAGAUACUUUCGAGAUAUCAAUUUAUAGAUAAAGUUAAAGAAAUAAAUAUCGAAAUCAGUCAUCUUAACUGGCUGAUAGGAUUAUCUCCAAAAGUAGAGAAAUUAUGCGCAAAUAAAUCUGAUAAUAUUUUAAAGGAAUAUACAUAUUUGAAAGACGCGAUUGACUCGAUUUAUCAAGAAAUGAAGAUAAUUUAUAUAGAGAAAUAUCUUAUAAAUUUAUUUGAAAAAUAUUCGAAUGCUAAAUGGUUAGAAGUCGUUAUUCAUUUUCCAGAAACAUUUGAAGAAAAUAAUGAUCAAUUAUGCGAAUGCAUUCGCGAAAAUCAGACGUCUACUGAUAUGAACAUAAUUGAUAAAAUACAAGAAAUUAUCUUUGAAAGAGUUUUUGUAUUGCAGGAAAAAAAAUUGAAUAAAUUCUAUAAAUUAAUGUUAAAAGAGAAAUCUGAUUUAGAAAACGGUUUUAAGCAGUUAGAUGGAUAUUUAUAUAGAGCAGAAAUAUCUUGUUCUUUUCAGAAAAAAAGUCCAUAUGAAGUUUUAACUUUUAAUAAUUUAAUUGAUACAUUUAUCGACAGAUUAGAAAGAGAUGGUGGUCCUCUCAUAAAACUAGAGAUCUUUUCAAAAGUACAACAAUGCUUGUGUUGUUUUCAAGAUAUUCGUUUAGCAACUGAAAAAUUAUCAUCUUCACCUCAAAUUGAUUGGUUAAAAACAUUGUUCAUAGAGCAUAUUAUUGAGAAAUAUUCUUUGAUAUUCUCUCAUGAAAAUGAAAUAGAAAAUCUUCGUAGUAUGUUAAUGAGAGUGAAUGUGAAUAUUUUACAUUUGUUUAACAAUAUGUUUGUUUGUCAAUAUAUUGAUCAGAUCAAUCAAGCUAUCUAUAGAAAUAUGACUUCUGUGCCUAAUUAUCAGAAAAUGACUAAAGAAAAAUUUCUUCAUAUUGUUGAAUUAAUGGGUAAAGUUAGUGGAACUAAACAACUUUUAGAUCAGUUAUCCGAUGCGUCAUUAGCAAUUUGGGAUAUUCUUUUACAUGAAAUUGAAUUUUCUCAGCUUUUCAAUCGAGAAAUGGCUACAUGUGGUAUUGACCUUAAUGAAGAUGGUGUUGAGAAAACUUUAUUAUUUUUAAAUCGCAUUCGAAUACAACUAGGUAAUGAAAAUUAUGAUAAGUUUUUACAAUUUUUUCAUUGUAUUUCUAAGAAAAUAGCAAAAUCGGGUCGUAAAAGUAUCAAGCCAUUAAAUGAACUAUUGAAAGCUGUUCAUUAUCAAAAACUUUCUUUUGAACAAGCGAAUGAUAUUGUUUUGAACAUUGAUUACAUCGAUUGGCCUAAGAAAAUAAAGAAAAAAGAAUCAGAUCGAUAUCGAAUUGAUGGUCAAUCUGAUCAAACUCUUAAUAAAAUUGCCAAAGAAGCGAAAAGAUUUAAAGAAGAAGCUUUAAAAAAAGGCGUAUCAGAAGGAGAUAAAAAAUCGCAAAUUAGUCGAGAAAUUCAAGAGAUAUUAAAUAAAAAAUCUUAUCAAAAUAAUGCUUCCGAACUAGAUUUAAAUACAAUUCAAGGAAAUAUUGUUUAUGGAGAAGUAGGAUUUUUUCAACGCGAUAUUUUAGAAGAAGAAUUUAAUAAUAAAAAAAUUUUCGGUAAACGAUAUGAAAAUAGAAAAAAAUGUUUAAUUGUUGAUGAAGUUGAUAAUAUGUGUUUAGAUCGAGCUCGACAUGUUCUUUAUCUUUCUCAUGAAAUUCAAAGUUUAAAAUGGCUUGAAACAUUAUUUAUUAACAUUUGGGCUGUAGUACUUAAAACAGAGAUUAAUAAUCCUGAUGAUAUUUCUGCGCAUAUAGAAGAUAUUUCUCAAUUUAUAAAACAACAUGUUCAAAAUAAGAAUAUUUUUGUUCCUAAUUAUCUUCAUAAAUUUGUUAAUUAUAAAAUCAAACGUUGGGUUGAUAGUGUAUUUCAAGCACGAAUUAUGCGAGAAGAUGAUCAUUUUGUUUUAGAUGUAUCUAAAGCAGAUGAAUUAAAUAAUUCCAAACAGAAAACUAUUAUUGUACUUGAUAAAGAUACUGGAGUUGAACAAUAUUCCACACGAUGGAGUCAUGGUUUAGCUCAAUUUUUAGAACUAAAAUAUCGAAGAAAAUUAUCAGUUGAAAGUUUAAAAGCAGUUUUCAUGUCUAAUAAGGAAUUUUUUCAAAGAUAUAGAAAAUAUCUUUAUGGAUUAACAGGAACAUUAGGAUCAGAAAAUUCUCAAAGUUUUCUAUCAGAUUUAUAUCAAGUACAAUUUGCAGAUUUACCUACUUCGAGAAAAAUACAUUAUUUUCAACUUCCUAGUAAAGUAUCAAUUGAAUAUGCCGACUGGCUUGAUUCAAUUGCUAAACAAAGCAUUGAAGAAACGCAGAAAAGACCUGUUUUAAUUAUUUGUGAAAAUUUCGAAUCAACAAAAAAUAUUUGGAAUGAACUUGUUCGACAUGGUAUUCCUCCUCAUACCAUAGCAAAAUAUAGAAGAGAUGGAGAUAAUAUCGAAGACAGAUUUCGAAAAAAUAGAAAUCAACGAGAAAAUAAAUUAAAAGAUUUAGCAGAUGUUAUUUUAGAACAAGAAAAAAACAAUCGAGAUAAUAAAGAAGCAGCUCGACUUUCAGAAUUAAAACAAAAAAAUGAAGCGAAAGAAAAGAUUGAUGCUGUUGAAACAUCGUAUAUAAAAAAUGCUCUAUUAAAAGAAUAUAAGAAUUCGUUUAUAAAAGAAUUAACUAAGCUUUUAGAGGGAUGUUCAUUAGAUGAUUUAUUUGAAAAAUUUGUUGAAAAACCAGAAGAAACUAUUCAAAUAGGAAAAGUUUGUCUUUCAGAAAAAGAUUUUGACCUGGCUAAAAAAUGCUUUGAAAAAGGAAUUCGAUGUGGAGAUAUAUCAGGAUUCGCAAAUAUAGGACUUGCAUUUUCUAUAAUUCAAUUAAAUACGAAAGAAAAUGUUAAAAAACAAUCAAGAAAACAAUUAAAGAAAGCCAUAUAUUCUUUAGAAGCGGUUAAACGAAAUUUAAUGGCAAAUCUUAAAAUUGCCGAGAUUCUUCCUCCAUCCACUGCUGAUGUCUUAAAAAAAAUCUCUUUAAAAGAAAAUUAUUAUCAGGAACAGAUUACUGGAAAACUAGAAGUUAUUGGAUUACAUUUACAUUAUUUAAGAAAAGAUGUUGGAGACAUAGUAGAGCCAUAUGAUUUUAUACUACAGACGAACGAGGAGCAAAAAUCAACCAAAGAAAAUGCUGAAAAGGAGAGAAAUUAUAUGAUCUUUUAG